Molecule: messenger RNA, 1344 nt
Organism: Meloidogyne enterolobii
Lineage: Eukaryota; Metazoa; Nematoda; Chromadorea; Rhabditida; Meloidogynidae
Source: the annotation of a GenBank genome assembly
CAAAAAACAUCAAAAAUUUGGCGGCUGAAAUUUGAAUCUCCUGAGAAAAAUUGUUUAAAACCUGGCAAAAUUUCCAAUAAAAAUAGAAUGGCGUCUUUACAAGUAGAAGUUAGAAAACCUGAAUAUUGCUCUUUUGAAAUGAGGAAGGAUUUGAACAACAGUCAUUUUGAGAAGCAACAACAACAAGCUAGUGGUUUGGCUAAUGGACAAACACCAAUGGAGAGGCGAAGGAGGAAUAGUGGAAGAAACAACGUUACUAAUUCUACUAAAAAAUCCACACCUUCAACUUCAUUCACAACAAGAGCACGUAGAUCUAAUUGUCAACAAAUACAACAGAAAAAUACAAAGGAAGAUGGCGACAGUGCUCUUGAUUUGGAUGGAUUGGACAAUAAGGAUUUUAGUGAUAAUGAUGGAUCAAUUGAAGGAACUAGUAAUUCUACUUCACCAAUUUAUACAACCCAACAAUUAAAUAAUAACAACGACUCUUCUUUAAUUACUUCUGUUCUUCAAGAAAUUCAAUUGCCUCAUGAUGGUUCUGAUGAUUCUUCAUUUGCUCCACAAAUUGAUAAUCAAUCUAUUGCUUUACUUCAAAGUUUGCCUCCUCCAACAGAAGAAAUGCGUUAUCGAAGUCCAGCACUUCCUAUAAGGACAAGAUCUACGCCUCUUUACUCACUAGUUUUGGAUUUGGAUGAGACAUUGGUUCAUUGUAGUAUUGAAGAAUUGCCUGAUGCUGCAAUGACUUUUGAAGUUGAAUUUCAAGAUCAAGUUUUUCAGGUUUUUGUCAGAGUCCGUCCUCAUCUUCACGAAUUUCUUGAACGAUUGUCAAACCAUUUUGAGAUUGUUCUUUUUACUGCGAGUAAAAGAGUCUAUGCAGAGAAACUUUUGAAUUUACUUGAUCCUGGAAAACGAUUUAUUCGUCAUCGUCUCUACCGUGAACAUUGUGUAUUUGUUGCUGGCAAUUACAUCAAAGAUUUGAGUAUUCUUGGAAGAGAUCUUUCAAAAACUGUAAUUAUUGACAAUUGCCUUCAAUCAUUUGCCUAUCAAAUUGAUAAUGGAAUUCCAAUUGAGAGUUGGUUCGUUGAGAGGAAUGAUACUGAAUUGUUGAAGCUGAUACCUUUUUUGGAGUCUUUAAGUAGAGAGGGUCAAGAUGUCCGUCCACGUAUCCGUGAACGUUAUCGAAUUCAUGAUAUUUUAAACAACAGCUGUGCUUGGACUAACAACAGCAGCAACAAUUCUCUUCUCGAUUCUACAACAAAUUCUCAAGAUUUUAGUGAAUAUAAUGUUGGAAAUGAAAGUGAACUUUAUUCUCAAAAUAUGGAAAUUGAGCAACAACAACAAAUCUGA